Molecule: messenger RNA, 706 nt
Organism: Erinaceus europaeus (western European hedgehog)
Lineage: Eukaryota; Metazoa; Chordata; Mammalia; Eulipotyphla; Erinaceidae
Gene: MRPL54
Product: mitochondrial ribosomal protein L54
Exons: 3
Coding region: 25-438 (137 amino acids)
Cellular component (GO): mitochondrial large ribosomal subunit
Molecular function (GO): structural constituent of ribosome
Source: RefSeq, a predicted model, not a curated record
UAAGUACACGCGCCGGCCAACGUCAUGGCGGCCGCACGCCUCUUCGGAGCUUGUCGGGCCUGGGCCUGGCGGCCCCGGGAACUCCCCAUCCUUCCCAGCCCUGGAAGACUCCUUGUGCGCGGUUUUACCAAGAAGACAGGGACGAAGGGCAAGGGCGCCAGGGGCGCUGCUGUGGGCGAAGCGCUGAAGGACCCGGAGGUGUGCACCGACCCCCAGCGGCUCACCACGCACGCCAUGGGCGUCAGCAUCUUCAAGGAGAGCCCCGACGUGGCCCUGAAGCCCGACGCCGAGUACCCCGAGUGGCUCUUUCAGAUGAACCUGGGGCCCCCCAAGACACUGGAGGAGCUGGACCCCGAGUCCCGCGAGUACUGGCGGCUGCUGCGGAAACAAAACAUCUGGCGCCACAACCGGCUGAACAGGAACCAGAAGUUCUUGUGACCAAGGAGGGCGCGACAGGCCAGCCAAGACCCCCGACCUCCCCUGGGCACAGCAGGGAAAGGACGGACGUUUCCGUUAAAACCGUUGCUGGGAUUCGGGCGGUGGCGCAGCGGGUUAAGCGCACGUGGCGCAAAGCGCAAGGACCCCCGCGAGGAUCCCAGUUCCAGCCCCCGGCUCCCCACCUGCAGGGGAGUCGCUUCCCAGGCGGUGAAGCAGGUCUGCAGGUGUCUGUCUUUCUCUCCCCCUCUCUGUCUCCCCCUCCUCCAUU